This is a messenger RNA of Ceraceosorus bombacis, 2283 nucleotides long. The record is from the annotation of a GenBank genome assembly. Lineage: Eukaryota; Fungi; Basidiomycota; Exobasidiomycetes; Ceraceosorales; Ceraceosoraceae.
AUGCCGCACGACUGCUGCCGUGCAUCGUUCGACUUUCGACUUGUUCUAGCAGGCUCCUUGAACUUCACAAGCAUUACGACCCGCUUUGCCAAUACAGGCACGGGGCAAGGUCAAGGUAAGCCGGUCUACCCUUGUUCCUUGCGCCUCAUUCUCGACCGUCCGCACACCUUGCUGCGCUCGAGGCACGUCGACCCAAGGGCACAGUCACAGCAGUGCUGUUUGCACUUUUGCUGCUGAUCUCGGCGCCGAUCCUUGCUCGUGCCGUCGAGCUCACCAAAAGCCUGCUUCUGUGCGCCAAUCGAGCACCGGCAGGGUGUGGCGUACCUGAUACGACUGCGCUUCGGCCACCCAUCAGCGCCCACUGCUGCUGUAGACCAAGUCAAAUUGGCUCAGCAUCUGCCCAGCUUUGUCUCACAUCCUGAGACCGAAGUGUGGAUUGAUCGAUAUCUCGCGCCAUAUAAUCGAGCGCGUGCUCUACCUCGGCACGUCCGUGUCACAAUUUGCGAAUCUCGAGACCGUCGCAGAUAUAUAAGGGUCAGGGAUAGCAAGUUCACCAAAGUCAAAUCCUUGUGCCCAUCCUCAAACCUCGCGACUGUUCAAGAAUAUCGUCAAGCGACCCUCAAAACAGCUGAUCGAUCAGGGAUUUACACUGUCCAGAUGCGCAAGUCCGCAGCUCGGCGCUCGGCCGCUAUCCUUGUCCUGCUGCUCAGUGUCAGGUGAGCAAAGCGCCGCGAUCGGUGCACGCGCCUUCCAAUGCUGACAUUCUCGCUUACUUUUCUCAGCCUGGCGGUGUCUGGCGCCCCCGUCAAGGAAGCGCGUGCACGUAAUACAGCAAGUCAAGAAGUGCUGGACGCCAGGGCGCAAGUCUAUGCGCACAAGCUUCACGGCAACACCUUUUUGAGGACGCUAAAGAACAGACCACAGCCUCGUCAAACCAGCGCUGCGGACUUGCCUGGCAGCUACGAGAGGCGCGAGUCUGGUCUUCCGGACCAUCAGCUCCUGCCGCGUCAGCCCGACCUGCAAUACUCGACUGCAAACGGCGUUCAGGUGCCUCGCGACCUUGGAAGCACUCCUGAAAAGCUUGGCAAACACCCGCUCAAGUGGCACUUGAGAUCCGUCGAGGAUGGCACGUCGAUACAAGAGAUUAUUGUGCAAAGAGCCACGGAUGAAUGGGAGGAAAUUCAAGCGCGCGCACAGCGCAUCCUGCCAAAGACGCCCAGCAAUCGGUAUGCGAACAUACGAAAACGUCCUCGUGCUGUUGUCGAAGCAGCUGCUUUCUUGACGGCCAAGAUGCUCGACCGCCGUGGAGUGGCAACAAGCGCCGGCUUGUUGAAUGCUCAACCACUUCGUCGUCGUCAGAAUUCACCUCCGACCUCGUCGCCCUCCAAACCAGGCUUUACCGGCUCUGACUCUACCUCCAAGCACCCGCCGCCGCAUCGCAGAGACGUGCAAGAAGAGAUUGAGCACAUAGAUCGUCGUCAGCUUUUGGGUCGCGGUGAUCCUCCCCCCUAUGCGUGGCCUGGGCCUGGCACGGGCACUCCGCCGCCUGAUAGGAGGGACGCACAAGACGAGCCGGUGUCUAUCAACUCUCGUGAAGAUCGCUCGCAGUCUACAACUCCCUACGCUUUUGAUUCCGUUUCAGGCGCUUCCAGUCCUGGCCACGGCUCCGAAGGCUCUAAGCGCCCGCCAAAACAUCGUAGAGACACGCAAGAGGAAUUGGUUCACGAACACGAACAGGUUGCUCGCGAAGAAGCUGGGACUGUGAGCUUGCCUGAGCCUCCUGCAGGUGAGAACACGCCAGGUCCUCUUCCUCAUCACCGCAGAGAGGUCCGGGAAGAUGAACGGGUCGCUCGUGAUCAAAGUGAAGCAUCUGCUGCGCGUGGGAACGUCAAGCUAGAAGGCGCCCCUGACAGAAGAGCCCAAGAGGAUAUGCUGGUCACUCGCGACGAGGACGAGUGGGGAAAUGAGGGCCCGGCAGAAAUCGAAAACCCUCCUCGAAAGAGGGCUCAGAAGGAUACGCUUGUCGUUCGCGAGGACGAUGGUGGCGCUUCCAGCCGUGAAGACGACGGUGGUAAAUCUAGCUCUGACGGCGGUAGUGGCGGUUCUAGCUCUGACCCAGGUUCUUCCAAAUUAGGAGAGCGCAGAAGCGUCCAAGACGAGUACUUUGCUCGCGAUCAAGUACAGCAGCACACCAUCCGCAUAGGAGUGCUGCGCAAGCGUGGAGCUGCCGUCACCACGACCGCUCAUGCCGACGGUGUCUUCUAUCUGCACGUGUUGCCCUAG